AUGUUUCUCUUCUUCGUGGUUGUGGCUUCGCUCUCCAUCGUUCCGACCAUCCUGUUCGUCUGCGGUGACAACAAGAAGAAGGAGAAGAAGAGGAAGGAGGAGAAGGAGAAGAAGAGGAAGGAGGAGAAGGAGAAGAAGGAGAAGAAGAGGAAGGAGGAGAAGGAGAAGAAGAGGAUGGAGGAGGAGAAGAAGAAGAGGAAGAGGGAGAUGAAUAAGAAGAAGAAGGCCCCCAAAGGUGAUUACGGUGCAAGCAAUUGCUGCAGUGCCAUAGCUGACAGCAUUGGCGGAGGUGGGGACGGUGGAGAUGGAGGGGUCGGAGACGGUGGAGGAGGAGGUGGAGGUGGGGGCGACGGUGGUGGGGGCGGCGGCGGAGGUGGCGGCGACGGUGGCGGGGGCGGUAGCGGCGGAGGGUAUUGUUGA
This is a messenger RNA of Spirodela intermedia, 420 nucleotides long. The record is from the annotation of a GenBank genome assembly. NCBI's taxonomy places the organism in Eukaryota, Viridiplantae, Streptophyta, Magnoliopsida, Alismatales, Araceae.